UUUGGCGAACCUCACACGUGACUCCCUGGGCCCUUCACCCCUCCUGCCGCCGCGGGCGCUGCGGAAGCUGCGGGCGGAGGACGCUCGGCUGCCGCGGGAGGAGUAAGGGAGGAGGGCGGAACUUGUAAAGGGAGGGGCCAUCACCAGCACCAAGUCUGCCACCGCCGGACCCGCGCCCCCGAAGCCCACCCCCACCAAGAUCGCGCCUCCGACCGGCGGGAGGGGCGCGCAGGGGAGGGGACGCUGUGCAAUAAACCGGGCGGGGAGAGGGAGGCAGGGGAGGGAGUCCUGGCUCUGAAGGGGGCAGGAUUGGGUCUGGAGGAUGGUCUGGCUUGAUUCAGACUCCUGCACCCGACAACGCCACGGAGUGAGGGGAGAGGGAGAGAGAGAAGGUGGCAGUGUGUGUGCGCGCGUGUACGUGUGUGUGUGCGUGUCUACAGGUAGCAGUGGCGGCGGCGGCGGCGGCGGCGGGGACCGGAGCAGGGGACGCAUCUGCAGCCACCUCCCCGCCUAUGAUUUUCGGAGGCGAUUGCUCACUUAGCUGAGGAUCUGUAGCCCCGGGAGAUCUUCUCAUCCUCUCCAUUUCCAAGCUUCAUAGGUGUCUUCCAGUUUCAAGUGUGUGUUUUGGGUAUUUUAUUUUUAAUUUUUUUCCUUCUCCCUCUAAAUCUUCUCGGAAAUUCUGCAUAUUGAAGCAGGUGGCUCCUGGUACGAAAUCUCUGGAUACAUUUGGCUUGCCAAGUUUUGCUCUUCGCUGUCCCCUCCCGCUUACAGAAGCAUCUGUGGUGCUUUUCAUUUUGGAUUUACAUGCAGGAAACGUAUAUAUGUUUAUAUACCGACCGCAUAAUAUAUAAAUACAUAUACGCGUGCCCAAGCGCCUGGUUUUCGUCUCUCCUCCCCACGAAGCGGAAUGUUUUGGAGCCGAUGGAUAACAAGAACACUAUUAACAUUCUUUUGAGCCUGUUUUUUAAAAGGGGGAGGGAGCGUGAAGAAUUGUUUAACAUUCGGCCAUCGUUUGGCUGCACACUAAGCACCACGAAGUAUUUAUGGUUGCAGAUCAGGUGCAAACGGGGCUUAGAGAGAAAGGUAAGGGAGCUUCCUGCGUCCGCCGAGCUCCGGCGUUUACCUUAAUCCCGGGGAUUGCCGAGAACUUCCUAUUCCCUGCCUCUCCUUCGCCUUCCCCACCUUCCACCCACCCUUCUCUGCUCUCUCUCUUCUGUAAACUCAACCCUUUUCCAAUCCCAUUGGGGUGGGGGUGGGGGGGGGGGUGCUGGAGGUAUAAUCGUCUAUUAGAGUUUAAAUGUGUCUCUCUUUCCCAGGCUAGUAACUGAGUUUUCCAAUAGCCUUUCUGGCGGUUUUAGGAAAUUGUGUCCUUUAUAAAAAAUAAUGCUACCUAAAUAAGUGUUUUAAACAUCUGAAGAUGCCAGUCCCUCACCCUAUCCUCUGAUGAAAAUAAAAGCAAUAAAAAAUAAUGAACUUUAAUAAACUGGGUGGUUUUUUUUUAAGCGUUGGGGUUCAUGGAAGCUCCCAAACGCUUUUUUUUAUUUAAAAAGAAAGAACCAGCAAACAAACCAAUAUCUCAGGAGGACUCCACAGUGGAGGAGAUUCGCCUUCCGUUUCUGCAUAAAACCAAUACAUUUUACUUGGAGGGUAAUUUGCCAGAGUUGAGCGAGACGAAGCCGUGUCUAAAUAAGUACAUGACACUAAAUUUCCUUUUAAAUCCACCUUUUACACCAUGGCCAGUCGCUUGUUUAACUCCCGUUCAAGGGACACGGUUUUCAAACGUGACCUUUUGGGGAGAUGUGGUAACUUCCCCUCAUUUCUUCUUCUGUGCCUCUAACCUCUUUCCUCCUCCGCGCGGCAUCUCCAGCCCCGGCAGUUUGUAAAUUGCCCGUUUUGCCCACCCUCCUGGUGGGCGUUCUCUCCCCCACUCCACUCCUGCCCCCUCUGUCCUUUCUUCAUUGGCGUCUUCGGAGCAGAUGCAUCUUCUUUCUUCUUGGGCUCACUCUCCCGUUCCCCCGUCAGUCCCCCCAUCCGCGGCUCCCCACUUGCCCCAGCUCUCCUCGCCGCUCCUCCCCGCCUCCCCGCGGAGGGUUGACCCUUCAAUUCCGAGUCCCGGCCUGUGGGCGGGCGGGGGAGCGCCGCGGCUGUAAGCCGAGGAUCAGGCGGCGGCGCGGAGAGCGCGCCCGGGCGGCCAGCGCCGAGCGCGCGGAGCUGGCGUGGGGAGACACGGCAGGAAAGGCGAGCCGGAGUGGGUGAUGAGAGGCCGGGAGAGCCCGUCCGAGCCGGAGAAACCGGAGAGAAGGGAGCGAGCGAGUGUGCGGCGCGCACGCUGCCAGAGCCCGGGCGGAGUGCAGUCGCCUCCAAAGCCUUAGAGCGGCGCCCCAGUCACUGCAGCUCUUCACCCUAGAGCUGUGCCCUGGGACCACAGAGACCAAGAGCAUGGAAAUCGGCUGAGAGGUACAAAAGAAAUAAGGAACAGAUUACGAGAAAGCGGGGAGGGUUUCCUGGCGAAAUACGGAGGCUGAGCAGAUGGAGGAACAAUGCCGCCUCCAGAAGAAAACCCUUGCCUGAACCCUCGGCGGAGCGCAGAGGAGCUGCUUUCAGCCUUCUGCUCUCCCCAGGCCCUCCGGCUAGUUCUGGGGUUGGUUCCGCCGGUUAGUUUGACAGGGAUAAGAAAGUUGCUCUUCUUCCCCACAACGUUUCCUGCGAGGUGGUUUUCAGAUCUGUGUGUUUCCAGUCAAGAUGUCACUCCCUAGAUCCCCCGCGUUGAGCAACUAAUAUAUUAUGCAUUAUUGGGCAAUAAACUCUCCUGGGAAGAGAAGGUAUUCCAAACAUUUAAACUGUUCUCCACCGACUCCUGCCCGCCUCAACACAAUGCCUUUUCUCAACAAGCAGUUUAGCAGUAUGAAGACAAAUCUCUCCCGGAAAAAGUAGAAUGGAAAGAAGCUUGAUGCUACGCAUAGUACACUGGGAUUGAAGUUGGAUGAUGUAGAUAUAAGUUGACAUAGACCUGUGAAGCUUGAGGCCACUCAAGUUCCAAAUUUGUGACAAAUCCCCCAGGGCUCACUGGAGUGGCAGAUACAGACCUGCAGCUAACUGGAUUUGAUUUAUAAGAGAGAAAUCUGCAGUCAAUGCCCACUCUUGCCACACUGCUAAUAUGGAAAACAGAAUGUUCAGUAGGAUAUGGUCUGAUAAAUAGUGAUGAUUGAAGAUGCUGCUCCAAUACAUGUGAAAUCAAUGGGAGAUAUCUGCUGUCUGAAGAUCUUUCAGAGCUUUUCUCGACAAGCUCCCCUGUAAGAAAUCGGAGGUAUAUUCUACCAUUAUACAGUCUUUCUCAAGUGGAUAUAAAUACAUUUGCCUCACUGUAACCAGACAACUAGACAACUAAUGUGGGACCAUGGCACUGCCCAGAUGCAUGUGGCCAAAUUAUGUUUGGAGAGCAGUGAUGGCAUGCUUGGUACACCGGGGAUUGGGUGCCCCAUUGACUCUCUGUAUGUUGGGAUGUUUGCUUCAGGCUGGCCAUGUGCUAUCACAAAAAUUGGAUGAUGUGGACCCACUGGUGACUACCAACUUUGGAAAGAUAAGAGGGAUUAAGAAGGAACUCAAUAAUGAAAUUUUGGGGCCUGUUAUUCAAUUUCUUGGGGUUCCAUAUGCAGCCCCACCAACAGGGGAACGUCGUUUUCAGCCUCCAGAACCACCGUCUCCCUGGUCAGAUAUCAGAAAUGCCACUCAAUUUGCUCCUGUGUGUCCCCAGAAUAUCAUUGAUGGCAGAUUGCCAGAAGUCAUGCUUCCUGUGUGGUUUACUAAUAACUUGGAUGUGGUUUCAUCAUAUGUGCAAGACCAGAGCGAAGACUGCCUAUAUUUAAAUAUAUAUGUCCCAACUGAGGAUGGUCCCCUUACAAAGAAACAGACAGAUGAUUUAGGUGAUAAUGACGGUGCUGAAGAUGAAGAUAUUCGGGACAGUGGGGGUCCCAAACCAGUGAUGGUGUAUAUCCAUGGUGGCUCAUAUAUGGAAGGUACUGGAAAUUUAUAUGAUGGAAGUGUCUUGGCAAGUUAUGGCAAUGUGAUCGUCAUCACGGUCAACUAUCGACUUGGAGUACUUGGUUUCUUGAGUACAGGCGAUCAGGCCGCAAAGGGGAACUAUGGACUCCUUGAUCUCAUACAAGCUUUAAGAUGGACUAGUGAAAACAUUGGAUUCUUUGGUGGUGACCCCUUAAGAAUCACUGUUUUUGGAUCUGGUGCUGGGGGUUCAUGUGUCAACCUGCUGACUUUAUCCCAUUAUUCUGAAGGUAACCGUUGGAGCAAUUCAACCAAAGGACUUUUUCAACGAGCAAUAGCUCAAAGUGGAACAGCCCUUUCCAGCUGGGCUGUUAGUUUUCAACCUGCAAAAUACGCUAGAAUGUUGGCCACAAAAGUUGGUUGCAAUGUUUCAGAUACAGUAGAGUUAGUGGAAUGCCUACAGAAGAAGCCUUACAAAGAACUUGUUGACCAAGAUAUUCAACCAGCUCGAUACCACAUAGCCUUUGGACCUGUGAUUGAUGGUGAUGUAAUACCAGACGACCCUCAGAUAUUGAUGGAGCAAGGAGAGUUUCUCAACUAUGAUAUAAUGUUAGGAGUGAACCAAGGGGAAGGGUUAAAAUUUGUUGAAAAUAUAGUAGAUAGCGAUGAUGGUAUAUCAGCUAGUGAUUUUGACUUUGCUGUUUCAAAUUUUGUUGAUAAUUUAUAUGGAUAUCCUGAAGGCAAAGAUGUUUUGAGAGAAACCAUUAAGUUCAUGUAUACUGACUGGGCUGACCGUCAUAACCCUGAAACCAGAAGAAAGACAUUAUUGGCUUUGUUUACGGACCAUCAGUGGGUGGCACCGGCUGUAGCCACAGCGGAUCUUCACUCAAACUUUGGUUCACCUACAUACUUCUAUGCCUUUUACCAUCAUUGCCAAACAGAUCAGGUUCCAGCUUGGGCUGAUGCAGCCCACGGAGACGAGGUCCCCUAUGUACUGGGAAUCCCCAUGAUUGGCCCUACAGAGUUAUUUCCUUGCAAUUUCUCCAAAAAUGAUGUGAUGCUGAGUGCAGUUGUAAUGACAUACUGGACAAAUUUUGCUAAAACUGGUGACCCAAAUCAACCAGUCCCUCAAGACACGAAAUUCAUUCAUACCAAACCCAACCGUUUUGAAGAAGUAGCAUGGACCAGAUAUUCCCAGAAAGACCAACUUUAUCUCCAUAUUGGAUUAAAACCAAGAGUUAAAGAACAUUACAGAGCCAAUAAGGUGAACCUCUGGUUGGAGUUGGUACCUCAUCUGCAUAAUCUCAAUGACAUUUCUCAGUAUACCUCUACAACAACUAAAGUGCCAUCAACUGACAUCACUUUCAGACCUACGAGAAAAAAUUCUGUACCUGUCACGUCAGCCUUUCCCACUGCCAAGCAGGAUGAUCCCAAACAACAACCAAGUCCAUUUUCAGUGGAUCAAAGGGACUACUCAACAGAGCUGAGUGUCACUAUUGCAGUUGGAGCAUCACUGCUGUUUCUGAACAUCUUGGCCUUUGCAGCCCUGUACUACAAAAAGGAUAAGAGGAGACAUGAUGUUCACAGGAGAUGCAGCCCUCAGCGCACUACCACCAAUGAUCUAACCCAUGCACAAGAAGAGGAAAUCAUGUCCCUCCAAAUGAAGCACACUGAUUUGGAUCAUGAAUGUGAGUCCAUCCAUCCACAUGAGGUGGUUCUUCGGACCGCCUGUCCCCCAGAUUACACACUAGCUAUGAGGAGGUCACCUGAUGAUGUUCCCUUAAUGACACCCAACACCAUUACAAUGAUUCCCAACACUAUACCAGGGAUUCAGCCCUUACACACAUUCAAUACAUUUACUGGAGGACAGAACAAUACUCUGCCCCAUCCCCAUCCCCACCCCCAUUCACAUUCAACAACCAGGGUAUAGCCAGAUAAGAGAAACAAACUAUUUUUUUUGAUGGAUUGCAGUAAACGAUUACUGAAGAUUCCUUGGCUUUCAACCUACAAGACUUACUAUUUAAAUAAGGAGGAAUAUUAUGUGAAUAUACAUAUCAAGAACUUUGGGGGUUUUGAAAAAAAUGAAUUGUAUAUAUACAAAUCAACUUUAAAAACAAAUUUCAAUUGCUCGAAGCAAUUGUUCUGAAUGAUACUUUUUCAUUCACAUUCAAGAAUUAAUUUUUUGAAGAUUUAAGUUACAUAAUGGAAUUAGGCAUGUGGAACACCAAACAGGAAAGAACUAUGUCUGAAAUAUAAAAAUAAAAAUAAAAAAACAACUAUGAAUAUGCACAAGGGACACACCAGUGGAAUGUCAGAUAAUUUUCACCAGUUUUUAUUUGGAGCCGUUUUAUUGUGUAGACCAUAUUUACAUAUUUGGAUAAGUACACAAAGCGUCAAUGCUGUUAAUGGCCUUAGCAAAGGCUCAUGCUGAAAUUUGCCAGUAAAACAAAGAAGUUUAAAGACUGGCAGGUACACCAUUAUCACAUAAGUGCUGUCAGUAUAAAGUUGUGGGGAUAAAGGAAACUGGAUAUUUUUAGCACGAUGUGCAUGAUAAUUUAUAUGCUUGGUGGCUGUGCUGCUGAUUAAGCCGUAAUUAAAAUUCUUCUCAUCCCAUUGGAGUUUUUAAUAGAAGCUUCCUCCAUCAAUUGGCAGAACCUAAAGAAGAUUUUAAGGGGCAAAAGUAAUUACAAUAAAAUAAUUCACAGUAGUUUCAAUAUAGAAGGAAUUAGCUAUUAAAGGUAUUUGAAGAAACUAUAGAUAUAGUGGUGAAUACUCGCUGAUAUGAAUCCCAGAAAAAAAUCUCCUGUUUUUAAUGUUCUUUUCAAUCCCAUCUAGAUAAUUUAUAGAAAUAUAACCCUAAUUGGACAUGUGGUACAGGAUCUAUAAGUUGCUGUGUUUUUUUGUUACUCUGUAUUUUGUUCCUUUUGGUAAGGUGAAGUGUGUCCAAAGAGUUACUUGCAACAGUCUUUCAUGAUAUGAGGAUGCCCCAGUAUUACCACUCUGAUUAUAGUUCUGAGUUCUUUGAUUUACUCAUGCUGCAUGACAAAAUGUUUACUAAUAACAAUUCAUUAUAAAGUUAUGUCCCUCUUUACAUCACUUAUCUUUCUCACUGAGGUUCAUUCACUGGAAUUUACUCGCGCAAUCUCAGUAGAGUACAACGUAGAUACAGAACCUAGGAGAGUCAACAUCUGGAGGAUUUUAGUCUUACACAUAUGUGUGAUUUUAAACGAAUAUUCUCAGACCACAGGAAACUCUUCAUCCCCCGUUGUUUACCAGUAACAGUAUAUCACAGACCUUUCCAAAUGUUUGUAUAUGUAAUCAGAUGUACAUUUAUAUUGAAAAACAAAUGAGAUGGACUUAAAGAGCACAUCCUGAUAAAUACUUUCUCUCUUACCUGUACUAUAUUUCUAUUAGACUAAAGUUAUGUGAUUUUUUUUUUACAUUUUUUCAGAUGACUAGCAAUUUUGAUAGUUUAUAAGAUAAUGCAAAGAACUUUCUCUGACAAACUAACUGCAGUAACAGAAACCUUUCUUUUCAGUUACUCUUUUUCAAGAAUGAAAGAUUAUUAUACAAAAAAAUUGUAUACUACUUGAUGGAACCAACUUUGUACAUCUUGGCCAUGUCACUGGUCAUUGUGUGAAAUAAAGAUAAUCUGGAUAAUGACUAUUAGUCCAAUGCUAAGAAACAUGAUCUUUGCUCAUUAAAGAGCUAAAAUGUU
Molecule: messenger RNA, 7717 nt
Organism: Gorilla gorilla gorilla (western lowland gorilla)
Lineage: Eukaryota; Metazoa; Chordata; Mammalia; Primates; Hominidae
Gene: NLGN1
Product: neuroligin 1
Exons: 9
Coding region: 3398-5929 (843 amino acids)
Cellular component (GO): membrane
Molecular function (GO): neurexin family protein binding
Source: RefSeq, a predicted model, not a curated record